Panicum virgatum (switchgrass) is the source of this 1482-nucleotide messenger RNA. Its product is annotated as F-box protein At5g25290-like. The coding region runs from base 1 to 1482 and encodes 493 amino acids. NCBI's taxonomy places the organism in Eukaryota, Viridiplantae, Streptophyta, Magnoliopsida, Poales, Poaceae. The record is from RefSeq and is a predicted model, not a curated record. The transcript has a single exon. Gene Ontology annotation, molecular function: protein binding.
AUGGAGACGUGCAUCAGAGCCGGUUCCAGGCUGUGCCGUCUGCUCUUGCCCAACAUCUUUGCCUCUUCCCCCGGUUUAAUGAAGACACGCCAGCCGGAGUCAGCUAGUGUUGGUGCUGAAUGCCCACAUCUGCGCCUGUGCAAUCUGCUCCUUGGAGCUUUUGCCACCAAAAUCUUUGCUUCAUCAACCUGUUCGCUGAUCAAGACGUUACGGCAGCUUGUUCAUCCAUCACUCGUGGCGGCGGCACCGAUUGCAGGCAGCGAAGUGUCGCGGCUGCCACAGGACAUCCUGAUGGACAUCUUUGCUCUUCUGGAGAUCCCUGACCUCGUGCGUGCAGGAUCAGUCUGCGCCUCGUGGCGUGCCGCCUGCACAAGCCUGUGCAGCACUGAACAUUGCUGCAAGCUGCAGCAGACACCGUGCCUCCUGUACACCUCUGAAUCCCUCGGCGACAGGGCCAUAGGCCUCUACAGCCUCGCCGAGAAGAAGGCCUACACACUGGCUCUCCCCGACCCGCCUAUCCGGAGUAGGGAGAUCAUCGGCUCCUCCUACGGCUGGAUAAUCACUGCAGACGAGAGGUCCGAGCUGCAGCUUGUCAACCCCAUCACCGGUGAUCAGAUUGCGCUGCCAUCGGUCACCACCAUCGAGCAGGUGCGGCCGGUAUAUGAUGACGAGGGCACCCUUUGCAACUACGAGUACUCCUGGUACACUGCACGUAAAUGGGUCUCGGUCUCGAGCAACACAUCAAUCCUUGACCUCAACAAGCUGCGGGAUAAACUGUUCUACAAGGCCUUUCUGUCCUCGGAUCCAUCCACGGGGGACUACUUCGUGGUGCUCAUCCACAACCCACAUAAGCAGCUCUCGUUUGCGAGGUCCGGGGACGAGGAGUGGACAUGGUUGCCACCACACACUUUCUAUGAAGACUGCCAAUUUCAGGGUGCACUGCUGUAUGCCACCACUGCAAACGGAGAAAUCCAUGCAUUCGAUCUUGGUGCCCCUGCAUUUGUGGCGAAGAUAGUUCUGAACAGGGUGAAGCGUUCUAUCUCCGACAGGAUUUACAUGGUUCAAGCUCCAUCUGGUGAAGUGCUGCAAAUUAGGAGAAUCACUACUGGAUCUGGAGAACAGUUUAAUGAGUUACCCUUAAAGACCGACACUAUUGAAGUACAUAAAGUGGACCUUACAUCGGAAAAGCUUCUAGUUGAGGUAGAUACCUUGGGUGAGAAUGUGUUGUUUAUUGGGCGUAGCCAAUCACUUUGCCUUUGUGUCAAAGAAUAUCCACAACUGAAGCCAAAUCAUGCCUACUUUACAGAAGAUAACUCUCUGAGUGUCACGAGCUUCAAGCAUCUUAUGCGUGAUAUGGGAGAAUUUGACCUGGAAAAUAAUAGGAACAUGGAAAUUGUAUCCCCUCAGCUUUGGUCCAACUCUCCGACCCCUGUGUGGCUGGUUCCAAAUCCCAGGAGAAUGAGUUUGGCGCCGCACAAUUAG